AAAAUGAUUAAUUAUGCCAGUAAAUUGUGCCAUGAACUUUCAAUCAACAAAACUGCUAAAUGUAUCCUCUUUUAUAUAGUACCUAUAUGUACUGUCUAGUUGAAUACAUUUUUACAAGCUGUUUAUUUGCAGUUUAGAAAUAAUUUUGGACUUGUGCAUAUUACUAAUACAUCUUAGGAAUUAAUAAAUAAAACCAGCAGAGAUGUGCUCUGUCAAAUCCAUCAUCUUGGAGAGUCUUGGCAUCAUCAGUAAGCUGGGGGAGGCCAAUACAAGCACAAAAAAAGAGCAUGUUGAGUCUACAACAAGGAAGGCUCUUUCAGUGCUCAGUGCUGGACAUGCAUCCAAAAAGCCUCCCUCUGGCAUAUCUUGUGGCUGUUCAAGAGCAACAGUUGAGACACGAGUGUUGCAACAAGUGAAAGAAAUGAUUGAACUUAUUGAAGAUUACGAGGAAAAAUCCAUCAUUGAGAGUGGAUGUGUAGCAGCAGCACUGCUACAACAGCUCCUGUACCAUACUGACCAAUGUCCUGGAUGCCUCAAUGCCACUGAAAUGGAGAACAGUCACAAGGGUUCUAUUCUCAUCAAUGUCAAGCACCGCAAAGUGGCAGAGCAAGUGUCGCGCGUGGUGCUGCACACAGCGGUGCUGUCCUGUCUAGACGAGGAAGCCAGACUCUACCCUAAGAUGGCUCUUGUCAAGAAGAAGGCACUCAUUGGGGGCAGGUUGCUGGAGGUACCGCCUCACUGUCGGCAUGAGUUCCUCAAGAGCUGCAUGUCCAUUAUGCUUCCCGUUUUUAAGCACCCAUACUACGGCAUAGGAGUGCGGACCAACCUUGCUGGGGAGGUGCUGACCGCUGCGCUGCAGUUGUGCUUUGCUCCAGCCCACGCUCGAGAACCGCAUAUAUGGUCGUGUUUAGAUUACCCUGAGGACUGCGGCUACUUCAGGCAGCAUCUUGAGGCUGCCCUUGCCAGCGUCGAGCCCACCAUAGCGCUGCGCCACCUCCUCCUGCUACGCGGCAUCGCUGCCACUGCUCAGAAGUCGACGUGGCUGCUGAAAGUGUGCACCGCCAUGUCCGUGCGGCGGUAUUUGCUGCGUGAGAAAAACGACGGCGUGCGUCUCGUGGUGCGUGCAGGCCUCGACAUCGCCGACGGCGACGACUGGCGACAGUGUGAAGCCGUGGCCACCCUCGUCGCCAGGGCCAGGGUGCAGGAUGUCGAAGGAUUUUACAAGAUAAUUGGACCUCAGGUUGCUCGGAUCCUAGCGAGUGAGGAGUGUCGUCGUGUGGGCGGCAGUGUGGUGCGUGUCAUGAGCAUCAUUUUAUCGCAGCUGAUGCAGCGAUCUCCAUCACUCACACUUCAGUACUUGGCCGCACCCUUGUUGUCUCCUCUCAUGCAACUGACUCAGAGAAGACCGCCUUGCCCAUCACCUGACAGUGGCCAGUUUUCCCUUGGCGAUUCCACCACGUCUCCUUGCUCGAAAUCUUCUAAGUCAUUACCGACUUCUUCACCUUCUUCUGUUAACACCACGCAUGAGAACUGUGAAGACGCCUCACACUCCUCGACAGCUGGCGAUCAAUCGACGUCUGUACCAAAUAUUUCCCCCAGUAACAAUGGAAUCUUGCACAAGACAGGUGACGAUCACACAUGUUGCUCUGCCAACGACUGCAUCAAAUGCGUCAAAUUAUCGGCUACAAACGGCGACGGGAUAAGCGUGACACCAGGCAGUAGUGUGUCAUCCACGCUUCAAAUGAACGGUGACUGCAGCUCUUCACUCACCAGUGACAGUGGCGAUGACGACGACAUGCGUGAGGAACGGAAGUUUCUAAAGAUUGAAGAUGAAGACUAUAAAUAUCAGUGUGGCCUCACGCCCAUGUGGGAAGAAGGAGGGGCCGGUGUGGCACGAUGCGUGCAGGUUCUGUACCGCAUCAUCGUGCUGGGGGGCGGUGGUGAAGGCUGCGCUGCGGUCCUAACUCCUGCACUCUGCCCUUUACUUGCGGUGGCCGCCAUACCUUCGCCCUGCCGCACGAGAACUCCUGCCUCUAACUGCAUCGUCAAACACCUUAGCAACACGAGUAACAGCAGCUGCGUAGAGAAGCUGUUGAUGCUGACAGGCUUGUGUCAAAGCGUAGAAUCUCCUGCUGUUCUGGACUCCGUGCGACUCAGGAUAAGCGGUGACGGAGGCAUAGAGGUAGAAGAACUAGACCUCGAGGGCGUUCCGAUCAACGAGUUCUACAACGAUAUGAUCGGCCAGGAUAGCUACGUUGCCUUAGCGCUCGUUAAAAUCCUUGGUCAACUGAAGAAUCCUACGGUUGUUCGAAAAUUCUUCAGCGAGCUACCAAAGUUAAUGAAGUUUCAAGAAAAGGAUAAACAAAAGAAAAACAAUUCUAAUCUACUUCUCACUGAACAGGACGAAAUAGACGAAGGCCUACGCAAAGUCCGGAUUGUAGGAAUGGUCUGUGAACUGCUGAGGCUAAUCAGCGAAGAAGAUGAGCUUAUGGAGAGCGUUUUUGUGAGCGUGUCCGAGGCGGUGCCCAUGGUGAUGGAGUUGCUUAAGGCUGCUUCUGAGCCGUGCGAUGAAGAAAAUUUGAAGAAAUUACAGGAAGCGAUAAUGGUGCUCGUUGUGAUGAUGCUAUGCGAGUUCGUAUGCGGUGCGAGACACGCUCAGUGCAUGACAAGUUCCGACUGGCGAAGUUUACAGCAAGUGUUGGAGCCUAUGCGACGCAUCAAGAACACAUGCUCUAGGGUUACCAUCGUCAAGUUCAUCCAAAGGCUCGAACACGCAAUCCUCACGCGAGGUGUCAUCUCUGGUAGUCCGGAUAAUGCCACAGCUCAAGAAUCCCUGCAGCAGUUGCUCCCAACAAGUACCAUUCCAGUCAAAAAGGGCAUUAAGAAAGAACCACUUGUCCAAGAAUUGCCGAGUAAAACUAAUCUCAAGAGUUCAAAUCUAGAUAUCGUUGCCAAAAAAUGCAAGCGAGAUGUAGAGAACGAAAACUCGAAUACAACUUUCGAAAGAAACGUCGAUGUUAAUGAAGAUAACGAAGAGGAUACAGUUUUGGACGACAGAUUGAAGAGUGUUUAUAACCCAUAUGUGGAAGCCAGCUCAUCAACUUCCGUCGCUGUGAUUUCAUCUUCAUCCACACCCAUUGUAACUUGCAAUAAUAAGAAUUCCACUUUAAAACACGACUUCGAUACGGCAAUGGAAGAAGUAUUUUCUCCGUUGGUCCCUGUUUGUGGACACGCGUUAAUUUCUUUCACUAAGCUUAUUGAGGCGGGCGAUGAGAAGGCCAAAGCCAACAGUGUAGAAAUCUUAGGUCUCUUUGAGCAUCAUCUAAAAAAUGAAGACUCUUACGUGUACCUGGCAGCUGUGGAAGGCCUCUCGGCACUUUGCGAUGCUUUCCCCGAUAAAUUAGUACCAAUUAUUUGUGAUGAAAUGAAAAGCGACAGAAGUGCUGUCGACAGAGCUAAGAUGGCCGAAGUAAUCACUAGAUCGGCUCGACGUUUAUCAUCAGCUUUACCCAAAUACAAGCAAUAUUUUUUCAACUCAUUGCUGGGAGGAGUAAAGGAUGAAGACCCAAUAGUUCGGGCGGCUUGUCUGUCGAGCUUAGGUGAAGUAUGUAAAGAGCUGCGCUUGAGUGUCGGGCCUGAGGCCGUAGAAAUUUUUAGCGUUAUCGAGACGGUGAUCCGAUGCGAUGAUGUUGUGGAGCCAAGGAGAGCAGCACUCCUACUAGCAACUCUUUUGUUGCGUGGACUUGGUACAGAUGCUAUAAGGUUUCUAAGUGACGUUCUUAAAGACCUGUACCAGCGCCUCAAGGAGGCCGCCAAAAAGGACAAGGACGAAGUUACUCGUACCCACGCCGUGGUCGCACUUGACGAACUCGACAGCAUUAUGCGAGCAUUCCUCGUUCCCAAACUCAACACCACCAAAAAAAUCUACAUUAAAGAAGCACCUCCGAAACUCUUUUGAACAUAUUUAUUGUGCUUAACAUAUUCAUUAAUUCUCAUUUGGAGAAAGGGUGUUUCACUUAAGUUUUCAUUUGUCAAUAUACAGCGUUUGGUGACAGUGAUGCAUUAAGAGGGCUCAGUAUUUCCUGUGACUAUUUAUUUUGUAACAUGAAAUUUAUCGUGUAAUCACGAUAAUAUAACAGCAAUUUAGCUUAACACUCAACCAGCUCUGUAAAUAUUUACUUGGUGUUGCUGUCCUGUGCCUGUGAUUGUAAUAUCUCCGCUUAGGUACCUUCUAAGCCAAACAUUCUAACGUGAUAUUGUGUCGAGAUUUAUUUCCAGUAUAAGCCAAAUUUUUCAAUACGUAAUCAUAAUUACUGUGAAGAAAUAGAAUAUUCAAUUAUAAUCAUUUUUCCUCUGUUUCUUUAAAUGGCAUUUGUUUUCUAUUUUUUUUUUCUGUAUUGUCAGUUUGGCUUCAUUAUCAUCUUUUACGAUUUCAUUUUGUAAACGCCCAAUUAAAUUUUUCUUGAAUAGUCUUAAUUUCUUUCAAAUUUUCGAUCGACAUUUUCAUACUGAACUUGUUCACAAUAAACAGCGAAUAAAUUGUAGGUUAAAUAAGACUAUGCUGGUAGAAUUGAAAUCUCAGGAGUGUUUCGAAUGCCUGGGAUAUUUCCGUAUACUUUUCAUGGCUAAUGUUGCUUUUAAAUGAUGAAACGUUUUCGAGUGGCUGCACUUUUUCGUUUCGAGUGCACUGCAGUGCACUGCAGAAACGUUUUCGAGUGCACUGCAGCUCACGGCUGCACUUUUUCUUCGAACAGCGUCGUACGAUGGUUUUAUAGAAGUUUAAUGUGCUUGUAACGGUUAAAUUUUUGUCUUUGACUGAAAUAUAAACUAGAUCUUUUUUUGAUGCUUGCAAAAAAUAAUUCGUUUCUGUUUAUUAUGGUCGCUUCUCCCAAUUCGCACACCAAUCUCUGAUCAACGAUUCAACCCCCAAAUUUGAGGACAACCGCAGUUCAGUCAUGAAAAUAUAUUGUUCUUAUGAUCAAGUGGGUGGAGAAUACAUGCGUUCGAAAUGAAUACAUGCGUUCGAAUAGUACCUUUUGUGUUGGUAUUAUAUGGCCCAGGUUGGUAGAAACGAUCGAACGACUCGUCAUUUGAACAUGAUUACUCCAGUGGGAUUGAUAUCGUCCUCGUCACUAGAGGGAUAUAUGUGCCAUCCCUUUGAGAUAGUCUAAGGUUUUAAUAUUUAAUAAAAGUGCCUAAAACCUU
Hyalella azteca is the source of this 5205-nucleotide messenger RNA. Its product is annotated as transport and Golgi organization protein 6 homolog. Gene Ontology annotation, biological process: protein secretion. Lineage: Eukaryota; Metazoa; Arthropoda; Malacostraca; Amphipoda; Hyalellidae. The record is from RefSeq and is a predicted model, not a curated record. The transcript is spliced from 12 exons. The coding region runs from base 203 to 3958 and encodes 1251 amino acids. Gene Ontology annotation, molecular function: protein binding.